Manis javanica (Malayan pangolin) is the source of this 8242-nucleotide messenger RNA. It is a transcript of the gene SIK2, whose product is annotated as salt inducible kinase 2. Gene Ontology annotation, biological process: microtubule cytoskeleton organization; intracellular signal transduction; protein phosphorylation. Gene Ontology annotation, cellular component: cytoplasm. The record is from RefSeq and is a predicted model, not a curated record. Gene Ontology annotation, molecular function: tau-protein kinase activity; ATP binding. NCBI's taxonomy places the organism in Eukaryota, Metazoa, Chordata, Mammalia, Pholidota, Manidae.
AUCUACUGAGAAGUACAAAUAAUGAAAAUGUUAGACCACCCACACAUAAUCAAACUUUAUCAGGUAAUGGAGACCAAAAAUAUGUUGUACCUUGUCACAGAAUAUGCAAAAAAUGGAGAAAUUUUUGAUCCAAGGAGGAGCUUCAAGUUGUCACUUAGCUUCCAUGAACCGACCAUUGAAGUCUAACCCAGCCUUCAAUCCUGAGUCUUCCCAUGUGCCCCAAGAAGAAAGUUUCCAGGAAAACACAGCAGCUUCUCUCCCCUCCUGCUCAGCAAUACUGAUAGAGGGCUCAGUAACUUGACUUUCAACCCUGGGACCACGUACCCUUCCCCUCCACCAGAAGGGCCACCCCAAAAGCAGAACAGACAGGAGACCAUCCAACAGCAGAGACUACCUUGCUAAUCAUGGCCGGUUAAAUGAAUCUGAGGCCAGACGCAAAUUCUGGCAAAUCCUGUCUGCUGUUGAUUACUGUCACAGUCGGAAGAUUGUACACCGUGACCUCAAGGCUGAAAAUCUCCUGCUGGAUAGCAACAUGAAUAUCAAAAUAGCAGAUUUCGGUUUUGGAAAUUUCUUUAAAAGUGGUGAACUGCUGGCAACAUGGUGUGGCAGCCCCCCUUAUGCAGCCCCAGAAGUCUUUGAAGGGCAGCAGUAUGAAGGACCACAGCUGGAUAUUUGGAGCAUGGGAGUUGUUCUUUAUGUCCUUGUCUGCGGGGCACUGCCUUUUGAUGGACCGACUCUUCCAAUCUUGAGGCAGAGGGUUUUAGAAGGAAGAUUCCGGAUUCCGUAUUUCAUGUCAGAAGAUUGUGAGCACCUCAUUCGAAGGGUGUUGGUCCUGGACCCAUCCAAACGGCUUACCAUAGCUCAAAUCAAGGAGCACAAAUGGAUGCUCAUAGAAGUUCCUGUCCAGAGAACUACCCUUUAUCCACAAGGGCAAGAAAAUGAGCCAUCCAUUGGGGAGUUUAAUGAACAGGUUCUGCGUCUGAUGCACAGCCUUGGAAUAGACCAACAGAAAACUAUUGAGUCUUUGCAGAACAAGAGCUACAACCACUUUGCUGCCAUCUAUUACUUGUUGGUGGAACGCCUGAAGUCACACAGGAGCAGUUUUCCUGUGGAGCAGAGACUUGAUGCCCGCCAGCGGCGGCCUAGCACCAUUGCUGAGCAAACAGUUGCCAAGGCACAAACUGUGGGGCUCCCAGUGAGUGUGCGCUCGUCGGCCAUGCGGCUGAUGCGAUCCACCCUCCUCCCACAAGCGUCCACUGUGGAGGCCUUUCCAUUUCCAGCAUCCAGCUGUCAGGCAGAGGCAGUGUUUAUGGAAGAGGACUGUGUCGACACUCCAAAGGUAAAUGGCUGUCUGCUGGACCCCGUGCCUCCUGUCCUGGUGAGAAAGGGCUGCCAGUCGUUGCCCAGCAAUGUGAUGGAGACCUCCAUCGAUGAAGGGCUGGAGACAGAGGGAGUGGCCGAGGAAGACCCCAGCCAGGCUUUUGGUGCACUCCAGUCCACACGCAGCGGGCAGAGGCGGCACACACUCUCAGAGGUGACGGAUCAGCUGGUCGCGAUCCCUGGUUCAGGUAUGAUGCAUGGGAAAAUUUUCUCCAUGAGUGAGAACACCUCCCUUGACAGUGUAGACUCUGAGUAUGACAUGGGGAGGGACCUGAACUUCCUGGAGGACAACCCUUCCCUGAAGGACCUCCUGUUAGCAAAUCAGCCAUCGCCACGCAUGACGUCACCCUUCGUAAGCCUGAGACCUGCCAACCCAGCCAUGCAGGCUUUGAGCUCUCAGAAACGAGAGGCCCACAACAGGUCGCCUGUGAGCUUCAGAGAGGGCCGCAGGGCCUCGGACACUUCCCUCACCCAAGGAAUUGUAGCUUUUAGGCAACAUCUGCAGAAUCUGGCUAGAACCAAAGGAAUCCUAGAGCUGAACAAAGUACAGUUGUUAUAUGAACAAAUAGGAUCAGAGGCAGACCCUACCUUGGCAUCAGCUGCUUCUCAGCUCCAAGACCUUGCUGGCAGCUGCCCUCAGGAGGAAGUUUCCCAGCAGCAGAAAAGUGUCUCGGCUCUCCCCAGCAGUGUGCAUGCUCAGCUUGCCCAGCGGCAAAGUCUGGAGGCCCAGUACCUGCAGCAUAGACUCCAGAAGCCCAGCCUUCUGUCUAAAGCUCAGAACACCUGUCAGCUUUACUGUAAAGAACCUCCACGGAGCCUUGAACAACGGCUGCAGGAACACAGACUCCAACAGAAACGACUCUUCCUGCAGAAGCAGAAUCAGCUGCAGGCGUAUUUCAAUCAGAUGCAGAUAGCAGAGGGCCCGUACCCACAGCCGAGCCAGCAGCUGCCCCUCCCUCGCCAGGAGCCACCAGCAGCACCGCGGCCCCCACCAUUCAGCCUGACCCAGCCCCUCGGCCCCGUCCUGGAGCCCCCAUCGGAGCAGAUGCAGUGCAGCCCCUUCCUCAGCCCUUACCAGGAGAUGCGGCUGCAGCCGCUGCCCUCCUCGCCAGGCCCCCGGGCUCCUCCUCCACUGCCCUUGCGGUCACAGCCACCGCCACAGUCGGCGGCUGCUCUCACAGCCCCGCAGUUCUCCUAUCAGACUUGUGCGCUGCCAGAUGCCGCCUCCUCUGAGCCAGACUAUCCGGCUCCCUGUCAGUACCACAUGGAUGGGGCCCAGCAGAGUGGCGUAGCUGUGCCGGACACUCCCAGGGGCUCAGGACUGCAGGAGGCCCCCUCCAGCUAUGACCCCCUAGCCCUCUCCGAGUUUCCGGGACUCUUUGAUUGUGAAAUGCUGGAGGCUGUGGACCCACAGCACAGUGGCUACGUCCUGGUCAAUUAACCUGAGCACAGGAAGUGAGGUGGGUCAAGUGAAGGAAGAGUGUGUAUUCCUAUUUUUAUUCCAGCCUUUUAAAUGUAAAGCUUAUUUUCCUGCCCUCUCCCUAGAGGAGAAAAAUGAAGUCGCCCAAAUGGAAUCAGGGCCUGGCCAGGUGGAUGCCGAUUCCUCCUGCCUCUGUCCCACCAGUUCUCUGUGGCAGGUGCUGGGAUGUAGUAGUAGGCUGAAGCUCACGCCCUUAGGUCAGGGGGAGCAAGACACGGAUGAAAGUUCUGCCAAAAAGACAUCCAGACCGAGUUUUCUGCAGAACUGCACCAGCUCAUUACUGAGGAAAACCUUGUUGGAAGCAGGGAAAAAAAAUGUGUGCAGUAUGUAUGGGCAAAAAAAAGGCAAUAUAUUUUUCAUGGAAGCCAAACAGUCAGUCAAGAAUUCACAGUGAAAUCAGAUACACAGGAAAUAAAGUUGUUCUCUGUCGUUGAAUCCUAAGUUCUAAGCUGCUGGUGCAAGUUGUCCCCGUGACCACCCAAGGAAAGUGGAGCACGGAAUUUGUUUCAGGAGCCAUGAAGUAACAGCAGGCAGCCACGGCUCUGGGAGCGGGCAACAUGCCUUCUUCUUCGGAAGGCUCCCUGGAUUCAGAGUCCGUGCACUCAGUGCUCCAACGAUGUCGCCUGUAGAACCAAGAGGCCCCCAACCUUGGGGGCUGGGGCAGAACCCGAGAACCCUCAGGAGCACCAGCCCUGGUGGGGGAGGCGAGCACCUCCCGCACAUUCUGUGGGGACUUCCGGGUUGGGGCGGCUGGUCUUUAGAGGGCCUCGCGUCUCUUAAAAUGUAAUAACUACUUUGACUUUACACCUUUACGUUGCUAGUAGUUUACUGCGCUUUGUGUAUCUGGACAGUUUCCUAUAGGGCUUGGAAAUUUUAAGGACAAAGAAGAGUGACUUUCAUCUCCCGUGUGGGCUGUAGUGCUGUGCCUUCACCCCCAGAUCGUGCUAAUUCUUUUCUUUCCUGUAGAAACCAAGUUUUCCAUUUAUGUUGAUGCUAAAUCCAAAGUCACUUCAGAGUUUGUUUUCCACCAUGUGGGAAUCACAUUGUUAAUUUCCUUAAAGUCUUGACUUGUAAUGAAAUGUUCAAGUAUUUCAGCAAUAUUCAGAAACCACAGAUGUGUUAACCAUUCAAGCAGAUCAUCUGCCAAACACGUUAUAUUACUAGUAAAACUUAAACCUUACAAUUCAUUCAUCAGAGUAAAAAACAGAUGCCACAGCUAAUUAACAGUAUACCUAGAAGUGAUGAGUGAUCAGUUGUUUGCACAGUAACGUCCGAGUGUUACAAAUUCAGUAUUAGUUAAAAACUCUACCUGCUGUCCUUUAGAACGGCUUGGCCUUUCAGCUGGUGAAUGCAUAAAGCACAAAGGACAGAGAUAAUAAUACACUGAUGCUGCAUCUAGAAAACACCUUUAUGUUGCCUUCCUCUUCAUAGUAAGUGUUCAGGCAGUUGAGGACAGCGUGGAAGGUCGGAGUGCGGUCCUGCCCAGCCAAGCCCAGCCCUGCUGGCAUCGGCACCAAGCAGCCCCAGCUGUGGGCUCCAGUUGGCACCAAAGCCUUCGCAGAGGCCCUCUGCCUGGGUCCGGAUACGGGGUGUCAGCAAGAAGGGGUAGCACACAGGACUGUCGUGUGAUCUAAUUGUGCUCGUGAAACCCAGGAAGAAUGAAUUAUGUUCUGUCUAUGCAUUUAUUCCUCCUCCUGCGCAAGACUGAUGGUUCGCGAAAUAGACAUUUAAGAGAUCCUCUCAUUAAGAUCUCUGAUCUGAUCUGAGUCUUUGCAAAAUAAGUCAGUUAUAAAAUGGAUUGAUUUGCUUAGACUGCAGUAUGUUUUCCCAAAAUAUACUAGAGAAGUGCUGUAAUAUUUAUUAAAAUGCUUUCCAGAUUGAAAAUGGGGGCCACUCAUUUCAGGGUGCCAGGAGUGGCCCAGUUGCAGGCUGGCACAAACACCUGCCCCCACCACAAGGCCACGAGCCACUGUGCCCAGGAAGCCUUGGAGCUGUGGAGGGAAUGUUAAGGCCAACAGGGGAGGGACAGCAUGAGAGGGCAGAGAGGCAGACGUUGGACGCACUUGGAGGGGCCGUGUCUGCCAGGAACCCUAACUAGCGGGUGGGCACUCACGGGGUGAUUGGCUGGGCGUUUAGAAAUGCGCCCAGCGGGCUCCUUUUUGCUUUCCUCACUCGUCUCCAACAGAAAUCGGUAAACCCUUAACUGUUUAUUGAAUGUAAGCAGGUGGGAGGAGGCUGUGUGGCCAGUCGCUGAUCCCCAGCCCUGUCUGCUCAUUGCUCUGCCCAUGGGAGGCUGCUCUGAAAUCAUGUCCUCUUUCCAGUCUGUUUCCUACAGCAGUGUGUGCACUACUGUAGAGUGAUCGUUAGCUUUCCUAUCCUGUAAACCAGGCUCCUACUUUGGUGAGAUGAACGUGAGGUAAAAAUUUCAUUCAGCAAGAAGUGCAAUAUGUGUGUUACUUUAUUUUUUACAUUCUUUUUUAAUCCAGGGACAUUAGUCUCUGCUUUGGGAAAAAUGCACUAAUUCUGCAAUUUCCAGCUGUGCGAAUGUGUCUCUAGAAUUUGCAUGCAACUGAUAUGCUGGCCCCUGUAAAGCAAAUGGAGUGAGUCAACAGCAGCAGGGGUGGUUGGCCCAUCCCUAAGUUCCCAGGGAGCUGCACUGAGUCCCCAGCUGCCUCUUCAGCCCCUCCCAGGCCUACACGGCCCUCUUGCCACCUUGGUGGUUCUCUGCACCUCCACCACCUUCCCUUCAGCCACUUCAUGGGACACAGUGGGCCCACCAAGCAGAACCGAGACCUUUGCUCUGGCACGUUUCUUCCCUUGCUUUCCCAAAAGGAGGAGGAAGUCUGAGUCCCUUUCUUCCUCAGAAAUAAAGAAGCACCUGUACUUCAGCUGUGUCCUAACUGGUGGGCCCAAAGCCAGCCUGCACCUCAGAGUCCCGCAGUGCUGGGGCAGGGGGAGCACCCACGGGAGCACCACCCUCCACCUAGCACAGGGCCUCUGCAGAAGGGACCUAGGGCCCCAGCCUCUCCCUCCCACAGUCAGUGCCUAAACCACGGGGCUCAGGAAGGAACCCCACCUGAUGCUUAGAGCUGGAAGAAGGGUGUGGCUCAGUGACUGGGUGAAAAACGUCAGCUCAUGGUUAGGGCGGGCUGGGGCAGGCAGACGCAGACACGAGGCAGUGAGUGGCUUCCUUUGGGGGUCCUCUGAUCUCUAGUCAAGCCCCAGGUACUUAAAUGUGAGGUUCUGUGUUGGAGUUGGAGUUUUCAGCUCUGUAUGACAUUCAAAAACCCCGAUCAAUGGUCACAUCUCAGCUUCCCAGUGGCUCAGCGAAUAUCCAGGCUGCAGCUAAGGCUUGCACAUUCCUCCUCCUCUAGAGACGACACGUAGUGUCAUCUGCCAACACUGGUGCCAGAGAACAGUGUGCAGUCCCUGUGCCGGGGCUGACAGGGGCCGCAUAUGUACCCCUAGACCGGGCAACCUCUACUGCCUCCUCGGAAGCCACCUGAGCUGCUCUGUCUCUUUUGUGCCUAGACAUCAAAGGUAAAAACUGGAGAACAGGUGGUAAGUUAGAGUCACUGUCUAGGUAGGGGUCUUUGAUCAUUUCGUUGCUUCUGGAAAUUUUUUACACAACUUAUCUUCAGAAUGAUGUGUGGAAAGACAGAUCAGUAUUUGCCUCUGUCUCUAAACCAGACCAAAGCACGUUUUUUAAAGUGUUGGUGUCCCUUCUGACAAAUUCAGCCCAUGUGGCCCCAGGGGAGCGACGUUAGAAGCACACUCUGGGCCCACAGACCUAGAUGGCAGGAAGAACAAGGCCAGCCUUGCGAAGCUUUUAGGGGCCCCGGAGUCUGGUCUCGCAGUGCCCCCCCGUGUGGCCACAUUUUCCCCAUUAAGGUAGCCGGGUUGAUUCCAGGGAACACACAGCCACAGACACCCUCGUCAUACCGUCUUCCUGUGUCCAUGUGUGGUGGAGCUGGGCACCUGCCUCUGCAGACUGACAGCCUCCACAUGGUUCCUGUCUGGGGGGGUGUGGGGGGGCAGCAGUUAACUGUGUUCACAGGCACACACCUCACAAGGAUGCUCUUUUUUUCUAACCCUCACAAUAGUACUCUGACGGAGCCAGGCAGGCACGGCCCUCAGCUCCCAAGCCUUGGCGUGGCUUCGUGCUGCUGGGCCUCACUGCACACUUUCCCUCAGCAGGCGACCCUUCUCAUGAGCAAGCAGCUACAUAGACAAAGUCCCCAUCUGGGUUAAGCACUGGGUGAAUGUGAUACUGUCCCCACAGCCUCAUUCUCCACUUGACAGCUGCCUGGCUUUGGGGAGAGGUGCCUUCCAAGUGAUAGAUGGAGUCCAGGUGGCCCUGCACAAGCGAGGCCAAGGGAGACACAGACCCACAAGUAGCCAUCUUUCCAGUGUCCAGUUAACUACAGAAGUUUAGGUUAGCACCAAAAAUGUCUAGUUUCCCCAAUUUAUGAAGUAAUUUUCUACAGAAGUUCACAGUAGGACACACACUUCCUACAUCACCAAGGGGCCAAAUGCACAGCUUUGGCCACCACCACAGGCUGACAGCUCAACACCAAGGGCUGCUUGGGAAGAAUCACAAACUUGGCCUGGUCCUGAGGAGGGGCUGGGUGCCUCUGGGUAGUUGAGGCCCAUCGAGUAGAAGGGCUGAUGAGACAUGUUCAGGGUUAAAGAAGUAAUGUGCUUCAUCUUUGGUAAAGUGGGUAGGUAGGGGAGCUUUAAAAAUAAAAUUACAAAGUAACAUCCUGGAAAAAUAUGACCCCAGAUGGAAUGACAUUCCAUCAGCAAGUGCCGAUGACCAGGACUUGCCGCUGGCAGUGAUGAGUAUCAGCUUAGGGUUUGCUCCGUCACGGAAACUCAAGUGGCAACACCUUCCCACUGCUAAUGGUAAAAUAAAUCUGCCUCCACCCUCUGAAGGAACAGAAGCAGAGAGUAAAGGCUUGCCUCUUUUGGGGGACUUCAGAAAUAAAAGUGACAAGAGAUACUAGCACUUUGCAGAAAAGGCAAGAUUGCUUAUUUCUAAAGGGAGAAGGGUGGUCUUCCUGGAUGUUUGGUUUGUUUAAGAGUCACUUUUGAUAAGGUUGAUCUGACCGUAGUUAUUUUUCCUAUGUGUUAUUUAAUUACUAAGAAAAAAAUGGUGAGCUCAAUAGCUUUGGUAUUUUGCGUGCAAAUCAUAAUAGCUCCAAUGUGAAAAAAUCAAAAUGUAACCUGUCACUCAAUGUUUGAAAAUUGCCUACAUGCAGUUUAAUAAAUGAUCUUUGUAUCAAAUGGCAAUUUAAGUGGGGGUAAGCUUCUGGAGAGAAAAUGUACUGUUUUCUAUGUUUCCAACCCUCUUGAAUUAAAAUAAAAACAACUUUUCUAUGA